AUGCAAAACAACUUUUAUUCCCCUGCAUCUGACUAUACAAGCUCAAUGCAACAGACUCAGACAAUAAAAAAUCAAGUAGCGAGCCUGCAUUCAAAAUCUGAGUUACUAAGACCAGAUAAUGCAUACUUUCAAUCUACUUUUAACCCGACAUUGUACCAGCCGGCAUUCUAUCAAGAAAUUUUGAAUCAAUCAUGUGAUGCUUUGAUUGAUAUUGAACCCGUACGUUCAGAAGAAAUGUUGUCAUUUUCUUCUUCAAGCACAGAAACGUGCGGGGAAAACACAAGUAAUGGACCUAAAAAUCUGAAAAGAAUCCGUAAUGUGCCCGUGAGACGAAAAGAAACAAAAAAGCACUUGGAACCUAAAAAAGGAAAAAAAGGAUCAACAAGUCUAGACAGAGUUGCGAAGCUUGAAAAACCGCUAAGCGAGCUGACAAAACAUCAAACGCAAAUUCCACUUAUUGACAUAGAUGCAUUUCGUCCCAUGAACUCUUUUAUGCUUUAUAGGAAAGCAUACCAGAAUAGAGCAAAAGGUUGGUGCUCACAAAAUAACCACCAAGUUGUUUCUCAGGUCUGCGGCACCAGUUGGUUAUUUGAGCCAAGCGCUGUAAAAGAUAAAUUCAACGAAUGGGCUCGUAUUGAGCGUAUUAAUCAUCAAAUUGCUCAUCCAGAGUAUAAAUUCUCACCGAAUAAAUCAGUGACAGCUAAACCUUCUAAACAAGGCUUGUCGUUUGAGUCCAGUGGGUCGAUUUCAGGAGAUAUCGGUUACGAUGAUCGCGCUUUCCAAUGCUACACGGAGCAAUACCAUAACAACCCUAAAUUUACCGAGAAUAAUCAAAUUUCUUUCGCAUCCCCGAGCAGUGAAUCGGUCUAUCAGCACUUGCCGAGAGAGCAAGGUGCAGACUUUAAUUGUCAGAAUGACUUCGGUUUUUCUUGUCAUAUGGAUAACCUUAAAGAUUCUAUGCCUAUCAUGAACGGGUUUCAUAAUCCUGAUGCUGUUCAUAAUUUGAAUGCACAUGAUCGAGAUCAAGAAAUAAACUAUGAAGUACACGCUGCUUCAUUUGAUAGUAUGAAAUCGUAUUCGCUGUUUGAGUUUCCAAGAGAUCAGGCCUUGGCAUUUAAUACCAUGAGUCCAGCGGAUAGGAGUGACGCAUCAGAGUGCUUAAUGUUCACAAAUCCUAGAUUUGAUAAUGGUCUUUGCUUGGAUGAUUGUUCAAUUCAAGCUGUAUAUGAUGCAGGCCAGCAGAAUCAGCUCAGAAGUUUUUACUGA
This is a messenger RNA of Blumeria graminis f. sp. triticale, 1266 nucleotides long. Lineage: Eukaryota; Fungi; Ascomycota; Leotiomycetes; Helotiales; Erysiphaceae. The record is from the annotation of a GenBank genome assembly.